Molecule: messenger RNA, 2175 nt
Organism: Diaporthe citri
Lineage: Eukaryota; Fungi; Ascomycota; Sordariomycetes; Diaporthales; Diaporthaceae
Exons: 3
Coding region: 1-2175 (724 amino acids)
Biological process (GO): DNA-templated transcription
Molecular function (GO): DNA binding; zinc ion binding
Source: RefSeq, a predicted model, not a curated record
AUGAGCGUGCCCGCAAGCCCGGACAAUUACGAGGGCGAUUGGUCCCAGGCAGAGCCACGCUCUCCCGCCGAGCGUACCAGCAAACGACGGCGCACCGCUUCCUUCCGCCAUCCUGAGAACCAGGAGACGGGCUUGAUGAGGGAUGGCGGCAACCCGGGGCUGCCUCGGUUUGUGGGUAGCAGCAGCGGCAUACAUUUCGUCCGAGCCGUAUACGGUAUUCUCUCCCGCAGCACUGGCCAGCAGCUCAGCGUCUCGCAGCUGGUUCCGGGCGAAGACGACCAGCUCGACGACGGCCGCGAGUCUGUCGGCGCGAACCCGGCCACUCCAGGGACGGGCGCCCGUGCCCCCUUCUGGCAGUCGGACGAGGUACUGCCGAGUGGGAACCCAAUGGCCUCGAAUGUUACCUUCGAGGCCUUGAUCACCUGGACGAAGAGUUAUUUCGAGAUCUGGCAUCCGGUUUUCCCGUUCCUGCACGGCCCCGAGGUGGUGGAGAUCCUGGAGCAGGUCGCCAACAACGGCCUCGAGAACAUCUCGCCUCAAGAUUCAGCUAUAGUGAGAGCAAUAGUCUCUAUCUCCUUGGCAGAUUCCCGUCAACUAGGCACUGCCAAUGCUCCAGGCCCAGGACCAGUUCCUCUGGACCUGGUUUUCUUCAGCCUUGAUCACGUAGCCUCAUCUCUUCACUUCAUCCUAGGGACGCCAGCGUCACUCAAGAACAUGCAGGCCGCUCUCUGCGUCGAGCUCUUCCUGGUCAGCAUGCUCAAAUUCAACAUGGCCUCCAGGGUAGGUGGUGUAGUCGUCAGAAUGGCGUACCAUCUCGGCCUGCAUAGAUGUCCGCGGCGUUACCAGAAUUUCAACCCACACGAGGUAUCAAUGAGGAAACGCAUAUGGUGGUCCUUUUAUUGCUUGGAAAGACUGGUGUGCCAGGCUCUGGGCCUUCCCCUCGAUGUUCAAGACUCCGAUGUCGACGUUUGCUUCCCGCAUGAUGUCGAGUACCACCAAGCGGCUGGGGCUGGGAGCGAAGACGAGUCGUACAAAGAUGAGUCCAAAGGCAUGUCAUUCCAGGCAUUCCAGCACCCUAAUGUUCCACGGCUUACAUUGCGUUGGGUAUUAGAUCAAUUGCAGCUCCUCACACUUCUGUCUAAGCAUGCACAGAUCCGGGGCAUGAUUCUUGAGCUUCGUCACAAGAGCCUGCAUGUUAGACAAGAUACACUGGACCGAUCACUGCACGUCCAGUCAAAGCUUACAAGAUGGACAAACGACGUACACGACGCUCUCACCGGCGAUCACACGGAUGAUGAGGAUCAACCGGGGCAUGCGGUAGUGGGACAGCCUGGUGAUGAACGCACACCCCCCUUGUACCACUCUUUACUCCUGGUCCUGCAGCAUGAGUCUACCAUUGCGCUCAACAGGCCACUCUUGGCCAAGACGCCUCGAACUUCGGCAUCCCAGGCAGCCCUCGAGGCUUGCAUUGGUGCUUCGAGGGCGAUUCUUGAAACGAUCGGUAAUCAGCAGCUCAGCCAUACCGGCCACACAUCCUCAGCAGCGGUCAUGGUCUGGCCUCUUCUGACGUGGUAUGCCAGGCGGACGCUUCGCAUCCUUGGCCAGCUCUCCAAACGGGGUACAUCAUGGCCCGAUUCUUGUGCUCAAGCAGUGGAGCAUUUGAUUGCCGCUUUGGAGAAGAGAAAGUCCAAGCCAGAAGCUGUGUCCGGCUCCGGCGAGGAGCCUUCUGCUAUCAACUCAUCUCCUUCAGUGGGACGCUCUACACGAUCUCAUGACAGAACUACCAGUACCGCUGCUGGGAAUGCCAUCCGAGAGGGCCAACAAAGUAAUGAGAGUCAAAGUACGCCAAGCAGCCAGACACAAGCAAAGAGACAGCGGGUCGGCAACGUAUAUCAUCCAAACAGGCUUGGUCAUGGCCCGAGACUUGUAGAAGCCACACGACCCUCUCCCUUGAUCCCCCAGCCACCAGAUGCCACAGAAUCAUACGGUGUGGUACCGGGGCCCAACGCAUGGAAUCCGGGAGUGACCACGACUCCGUACUUUAUGCCGGAAGAAACAAACACGUUCAUGGAUCUGGGCGAGCAGGACUGGUGGGACCCUCUCGGCGCACUGGACUUCUCAAACUUCGCCCAAGCUGGUAGUGCGGACUCCACAACAGGAUUCGGGUUUUACUGA